CAUUACCUCAAAAAUUAUCAUUGCCAAAAGAAAAUGGCCAGCUUGGUUUGGUUCGUUCAUCGUCUGACAUUUCUCUUUGUUGCUAGUUGUAUAGGAUUAAUCUCAUUUUCUGUAGAAGCUGCAAUAAAGAGAUAUCAGUUUGAUGUUCAAGUGCAGAAUAUAAGUAGAUUGUGUCAUGCAAAGCCAAUUGUCACUGUAAACGGGAAGUUCCCAGGGCCGACAAUAUACGUACAGGAAGGAGAUCGAGUUCUUGUCAAUGUUACGAACCAUGCUCAAUAUAACAUGUCAAUUCAUUGGCAUGGAUUGAAGCAGUAUCGAAAUGGCUGGGCAGAUGGACCUGCUUACAUUACGCAAUGUCCUAUUCAGAGAGGAAACAGCUAUACCUAUGAUUUCAAUGUCACAGGACAAAGAGGCACAUUAUGGUGGCAUGCACACAUUCUUUGGCUAAGGGCAACAGUUUAUGGAGCAAUUGUCAUAUUGCCCAAGCAAGGAACCCCUUAUCCAUUCCCUCAGCCAAACGGAGAAUUUGAAAUUCUUCUAGGAGAAUGGUGGAAUAAUGAUGUCGAGGCAGUUGUCAACCAAGGAUCGCGCAUGGGACUGCCACCAAAUAUGUCUGAUGCUCACACAAUCAAUGGCAAGCCAGGGCCACUCUUCCCUUGUUCAGAAAAACAUACUUUUGCCAUGGAGGUUGAAGCUGGAAAGACAUAUCUCUUGAGAAUAAUAAAUGCUGCCCUCAACGACGAGCUUUUCUUUGCCAUUGCUGGUCACAGCAUGACAGUCGUAGAGGUUGAUGCAGUUUACACGAAACCAUUCACUACACAAGCUAUACUAAUUGCACCAGGACAGACCACAAAUGUCUUGUUGCAAGCCAACCAAGCACCUAAUAGAUAUUUCAUGGCUUCCAGGUCGUUCAUGGAUGUUCCAAUUCCUGUGGACAACAAAACAGCCACCGGUAUUCUCCAAUACAGAGGAAUCCCAAACACAGUCCUCCCAACCCUUCCCCAAUUACCAGCCUCAAAUGACACGUCAUUUGCUUUGAGCUACAACAAGAAGCUGAAAAGCUUAAACUCACCUCAAUAUCCUGCUAACGUUCCACUCAAAGUUGACCGAAAGCUUUUCUACACGAUUGGUUUGGGCCAAAACGAGUGCCCCACGUGUCUAAAUGGAACCCAACUCGUUGCUUCAUUAAACAACAUCUCUUUUGUGAUGCCUCAAAUUGGUCUUCUUCAAUCUCAUUACUUCAAUAUCGGUGGAGUAUUUAGAACUGAUUUCCCAGACAGACCUCCAACUCCAUUCAACUAUACUGGAGCACCACUGACCGCUAAUCUGAGAACUGCAGUGGGCACGAGGCUUAGCAAGAUUGCAUUCAAUUCUACGGUCGAGCUGGUAUUACAGGACACCAAUCUUCUUACUGUUGAGUCCCAUCCAUUCCAUCUCCAUGGCUACAACUUUUUCGUUGUUGGAACGGGGAUCGGGAACUUCGAUCCAGCCAAAGAUCCUGCAAAGUACAACUUGGUUGAUCCUGUCGAGAGAAAUACAGUUGGAGUUCCAACUGGAGGAUGGACUGCCAUCCGAUUUAGAGCUGAUAACCCAGGAGUCUGGUUCAUGCAUUGUCAUCUUGAAGUCCACACAGGAUGGGGUCUAAAAACAGCAUUUGUGGUUGAAGACGGACCUGGAAAAGAUCAAAGCAUUCUUCCACCCCCAAAGGAUCUUCCACCAUGCUAACCUUUGUACCCAGCAAAACGGAAACAAAAAGAGAGAAGAAAAAGGGGUGUAGAAAACACAGUGUUCUUUUGAUUCCUACUCAAGUUGAAGGAAAUUUCUUUGCGACUUAAAAUUAUAAUAAGAUGCCAAAAAUAUUCUAUAUUGUUAUCA
Molecule: messenger RNA, 1875 nt
Organism: Cucumis sativus (cucumber)
Lineage: Eukaryota; Viridiplantae; Streptophyta; Magnoliopsida; Cucurbitales; Cucurbitaceae
Product: laccase-11
Exons: 6
Coding region: 34-1725 (563 amino acids)
Biological process (GO): lignin catabolic process
Cellular component (GO): apoplast
Molecular function (GO): hydroquinone:oxygen oxidoreductase activity; copper ion binding
Source: RefSeq, a predicted model, not a curated record